AUGUCUCGUCGAAUUGCACAAAUCACUCUCGUGAUUUGCUUUCUCCUCUUCACCACCGUCCUCGCGAAUUCGGCAACAGAUGUCUAUCGACGCGCAGAGCGGCUGGAAAAGCGCGCUCGCGAUAUCAGACAUCACCACCAGCAGCAGAACAGCUCCCCGGAACCAGUGGAGCGGAGACAGGACGGGAAGAAGUUCUUGACGGAGAAAACCAGGCCGUUCGAGGUCGAUGGCUCCAAAAUUCCACUCGUCGACUUUGACGUGGGCGAGUCAUAUGCGGGUUUGAUGCCCAUCUCAGGCGAUGCCGACGAGACUCGAAAACUGUUCUUCUGGUUCUGGCCCAGCGUCAAGGGCGAUGCGCCCAAGGAAAUCGCUAUUUGGUUCAAUGGAGGUCCGGGCUGCAGCUCGUUGAUUGGCUUGUUAUCGGAAAAUGGACCGUUUCUGUGGCAAGAAGGGACCGAAGGUCCAACCCCCAAUACGUACGACUGGAGAAAUUUGACCAAUGUCGUGUGGGUGGAACAACCCGUCGGAGUCGGCUAUACCGAGGGCAAAGUGGACAUCAAGAAUGAAGAAGAACUCGCCAAAGAAUUUGUGGGCUUUUACACGCAAUUCAUGAAGACGUUUGAUAUGCAAGGCUACGACAUUUACUUGACGGGCGAGAGUUAUGCCGGCUACUAUCUUCCCUACAUUGGUGCUGAAUUCAUCAAUGUCGACUCUCCCGAUAUGCCCCUCACAGGAAUCCAUAUCAACGAUCCCAUCAUCGGCACAAACGAAGCGGCGCAGGUAGCAACAGUCGUCCCAUAUGUCCAGUACUGGAACAACAUCCUCUACAUCAACCAGACCACCAUGGACAAGCUCGCCUCCGCCCACAAGACUUGCGGCUACGAAGACUUACUCGCCACAUACCUGACCUACCCUCCCCCACAACGCCCCUUUCCCGUCAUCCCAGACCCCACGGCCAACUACGACGACAAGACCCAGUUUGCCGACCCCUGCGACCCCCUCAGCAUUGCCUAUGAAGCAGCCGUCUACAGUAAUCCCUGCUUGAACAUCUACCGCAUCGCCGAUAUGUGUCCCCACCUCGAAUCAGCUUUGGGCGAACAACGCAACCAGGGCGAGGACAAAGCAAUCUAUUUCAAUCGCAGCGACGUGAAGCAGAUACUCCAUGUUGCCGAGAGCGCCUCUUGGGGCGAGUGCACCGGCUCGCCAGGCGUGUUCGUACCCGUGGGCAACAACACGGAUGGGGGCGAUCAGAGUGCCCCGCCGGCGUUGAAUGGCGUGUUGACCAAGGUGAUCGAGAAGACGGGCCGGGUGAUUAUUGGAUCGGGCGGACUCGAUAUGCUGUUAAACACCAACGGCACCCUCCUGUCCAUUCAGAACAUGACAUGGAAUGGCAUGCAAGGCUUCCAGGAAUACCCGGGCAAGGACUUCUUCGCUCCCUAUCACGAGGAAUGGAACCCGCAAACCCUCGCUUCCUCUGGAAACGUCGGCACCUGGGGCUCAGAGCGCGGUCUGACAUUCUACUACGUGCAGCUUGCAGGUCAUAUGGUACCCGGAAAUGCACCCGGACCGAGCUAUCGUGUGCUGGAAGUGUUGUUGGGCCGGGUUGACAACCUGGGCUCGACAGAACCGUUUACCACGCAGUCCGGGAACGCGGCAGGAGGAGGAGGAGGCGGUUUGGACAGGAAUCAUGCUGUCACGGGAUGGCGUCAUGGUAGUAAUGGUGUCGGGCGCUUCCCCCUAAAAGGUGCUGCCGAUUUACCAUAA
Sphaerulina musiva SO2202 is the source of this 1764-nucleotide messenger RNA. Its product is annotated as alpha/beta-hydrolase. Gene Ontology annotation, biological process: proteolysis. The transcript has 4 exons. Gene Ontology annotation, molecular function: serine-type carboxypeptidase activity. NCBI's taxonomy places the organism in Eukaryota, Fungi, Ascomycota, Dothideomycetes, Mycosphaerellales, Mycosphaerellaceae. Bases 1 to 1764 code for a protein of 587 amino acids. The record is from RefSeq and is a predicted model, not a curated record.